AUGGCUUACAUACAAGUAGCACACAAACAGAGACUUGAUCUCUUACAUAGGCUACAGUUACUUCCACAGUCCAAGACACCAGACACUGUACUGAAAUGGACUCAGCUUGAUAUAGACAAUGCUUAUUUAUACAACCUACCAGAGUCCAUUGACAGGUGCACAAAUGUUCAGCAGAUAUAUGCAUACAAUAACAGGUUAUCUUCUUUACCACAGUCCAUAUCCAACCUCCCACAUCUCACAGUGUUGAUACUAUCCUGCAAUGCCUUCACUACAUUCCCCAUAACACUGUGUGACUUGACUAACCUAGAGGAGCUGGACCUGGAUAACAACCAGCUAUCUGAUAUACCAGUGGAUAUCACCAGGUUGAAGGUGCUCAGAGUAUUCUCCCUAUCUAACAAUGUCUUCACUGCAUUCCCCAUAGCACUGUGUGGCUUGACUAACCUAAAGGAGCUGUACCUGUCACAAAACAAGAUAUCUGGCAUACCAGUGGAUAUCACUAGGUUGAAGGUGCUCAGAAUAUUCUCCCUCUUUUACAGUGUACCACAGUCCAUAUCCAACCUGACACACCUCACAGUGUUGAAACUAUCCAGGAAUGCCUUUGCUACAUUCCCCAUAGCACUGUGUAGCUUGACUAACCUAAUAGAGUUGGUCCUGUCAGGCAACCUGCUAUCUGACAUACCAGUGGAUAUCAGCAGGUUGAAGGUGCUCAGAAUAUUCAAGCUCCAUAACAAUGCCUUCACUACAUUCCCCACAGCACUGUGUGGUUUGACUAACCUAGAGAAGCUGGACCUGUCAUACAACCAGCUAUCUGACAUACCAGUGGAUAUCACCAUGUUGACAAAACUUGAGAGACUUCACCUGUCAGGCAAUAAAAUCACUCACCUGCCACAUCAAAUAAAGAAUAUGGAAAGCCUUAUACGACUAGAUGUGGAUCGUAAUCCUUUGGUACAACCACCUAAAGAUACUGCCAAGAGGGGGCUAGGUGCCAUCAAGAGGUAUUUUGAGGCAUUAACUGACACCAAGGCAAUCCAGUCAAGUAGAAUACAGGUCAACUUACUUGGUGAAACAGAAGCAGGAAAAACUAGCAUUUCAGGCACACUGCAAAAUGGAAAGUCUACUCUUACAAAGACGGCAGACAGGACAAGAGUGGUGGAGCAGGGAUUAUGGGAGGCUCAUGAAGAUGAGACAGACCAGAAUAUUGGCUUCAACAUCAAUGACUUUGGUGGACAUGACAUCUACAAAAUAGGACAUCCUAUUUUUAUUUCCAAACUUGGCUUGGUUUUCAUCACUUUUGAUCUGUCUAAAUAUGACCCAGAAGACAAGGCUCAUUACCAGCUCUACAUUGGACACUGGAUUGACAAGGUGCAGGCACAGAUGCCAGGGAUACAAUUAGCUCUAAUUGGAACUCAUAUUGAUGAGGUAAUGAUCCAGCAUGUGGAAAACAAGUGUUUUGCAAUAAACAAGCAACAUGAAGACCACUUAAACAAAAAGAAGCAGUGGUAUCAAGUGCAAAAGAAGAGCAUUGAGAAGAGAAUAAGAGAAACACCUAAAAUCCAAGCAUCUCUCCACCAGGCCUACCAAAGCAAAUCAGAUAAACUGCAGACCUUGUAUGAUCAAAUGAAACCCAUCCACAAGGAUAUUUUCAGAGUCAGUUCAAAAACCUGUGAAGGAGUUAAAGUGCUGCAAGACUACCUCAUUUCUUUCUCCAGGAGAAAUGCUGAAGUUUUGCCAGGUAUGUGGGUUGAAGCAGCCAAGAAUAUCUGCACCAAGAAAAUUGAAGGCUCUGAAAACACACUUGGCUGGGAGAUGAUUAAAGGCCUCAUUCUGCAGAAUGCACCUACAUCAUGGAAAGAGAAGAACUCAAAGGAAGAAACAGACAGAAUGAUAUGUGACAUCUUAAGUUUCCUUGCUCAUCGUGGAGACAUCAUUUGGUUUGAUAGAUGUCCCUCACUGAUGAAAGUAGUUUUCCACAAGCAAGAGGUUCUAGUGAAUGUUCUCAAGGCUGUCCUCAGUCAUGAUCAAGAUGCCAUAUCAGAGAAGCUCCAGAAGUCCAUGAAGAUUACUGGAACCAAAGCAAGUACCAUACAUGAAGACAUCUUCACCAGAGGCAUCAUAUCCAAAGAAGCUAUGGGCUGCCUGUGUGAGCCUUUUAAAUUGUCAAGCACUGAAGUUGAUGUCAUGAUAGAAAUGAUGCAGACACUGGAGUUGUGCUAUCAAGUCCAGGAUCAUGAAUAUCUUCCAUCCAAUACCUCAUUCCACUUUCCAUGGCUCCUCACUGAAGAAAGGCAACCUGAGCUAGACACCAAAUGGCCCAGCAAGGUUCCCCCAGACACCACACAACUGACCCUGCAGGUUCUCUUUCCAUACAAAUGUCCAGAUGGCUUAUAUGAGAAAUUUUCUGUUCGUCAGCACAAGUAUCUUGGACUCAUGAAGACCAAACGAAUGGACUGGAAGGAUGGGGUGUAUGCAGAAGUUAAAAAGUGCAAAAUGCAGCUGACACGGGGGGCACACCAGUCAAAUCCUGAUGCAGUCAGCCAAGACCCAGACUGGUUUAUCAGCAUUGCUGUCCGUGGAUCAAAGCUUUCAGACAUGUGGGGUGUUCUUGCACAAAGUCACCAUGACCUCAUGAACAUCAUUGAAGAGGACUGGCCUGGGCUGCCAUAUGACAAAUAUCUGAUGUGUCCCCACUGUGUGAGUGAGAACAGUGAGCACCCAUACCAUUUCCCUGGAGAGAUACUUGACCUUACCCUGAGGGCAGCUUCCAAACUAAGACAGGUGACAUGUGUCAAUACUGGUGUCUCCAUUCCUGCAGACCUGGUCUACCCACCACACCUGGCCAUGAGCUGGCAGGAAGUUCUGCAGAUAGAAAAACCAAGGCUUUGUGAAAAAAUCACAGAACCCUGCCUCAAAGACAUGUUAAAUAAGUUCCUCGAAGAAGGCAUCAUCACCCUUCGUGAAGAUGAAAUGGUGAGAGCAGAGCCUCCUCAACACCAUGACCAAACCUCAACUACCACGGUGGUAUGUCCAGAGAAAACUGCUGUCUUCCUUGACAUACUCAAAACUAGAGGAGAUGAGGCAUUUGAUUUAUUAAGGAAAUGUCUCACUGAAAAUGGACAAAGUGACCUUGCUUCCCUUCUAAGAUAGACCAAGUGGUCAAGAAAACUGAUUGUGUGGACUCAGUACCUGUGGCAGUCAUGUUAUAUGAAGUUGGUAUUCCCAAUGUUCAAUAAUUCAUUUUAAUUCUUAAUGUAAUGAAAAACUUAUACCUUAUCAGCUGCAUACAUCUAGUUCAUAAAUGCUUUUUGAAAUGAAAAACAAUGAAUCUUGGUCAGAUAUACUAAAGGACUGUUCCUGCAGUAAUUUCUGGCAGCUGCUUUACCCAGUGACCUUAACUAAUCCAUAUAAUCCAUGAGUGAGAUAGAGGACAUGACAGCUGACCAUCAGCAAUCUAGAGACCCCCUUAUGUGGAAAUAAUGGAGCAAGAAUGGACGAAGAGUAAACAUUGGCAGGGAUUAUAAUGAUAGCUAUGAUAUGCUACUUGGUGGGAACAGGAGCAUGGUGGGAAGAGGAGUAAGGCAUACAGCUGUACACCUACAGGUUAGAACAUGUGAUAUGAUAGGCCAAUAUUGUUUUAUUAUAUGUUGAUGUCUGUCUAGUUUUUUAUCAGUAAUGGAGAGGGAGGAUGGACAGCAGGACAUGUGAUAUGAUAGGC
Messenger RNA from Lingula anatina, 3712 nucleotides. Its product is annotated as malignant fibrous histiocytoma-amplified sequence 1. NCBI's taxonomy places the organism in Eukaryota, Metazoa, Brachiopoda, Lingulata, Lingulida, Lingulidae. The record is from RefSeq and is a predicted model, not a curated record.